This is a messenger RNA of Anopheles coustani, 1773 nucleotides long. Its product is annotated as zinc finger CCCH-type with G patch domain-containing protein. Gene Ontology annotation, biological process: negative regulation of DNA-templated transcription; regulation of transcription by RNA polymerase II. The transcript has 2 exons. Bases 103 to 1692 code for a protein of 529 amino acids. The record is from RefSeq and is a predicted model, not a curated record. NCBI's taxonomy places the organism in Eukaryota, Metazoa, Arthropoda, Insecta, Diptera, Culicidae. Gene Ontology annotation, cellular component: nucleus. Gene Ontology annotation, molecular function: metal ion binding; DNA-binding transcription factor activity, RNA polymerase II-specific; RNA polymerase II cis-regulatory region sequence-specific DNA binding.
UCCGAAAAGCGUCUCGAGAAGGAGUAAAAUUUAAAAAUUCAUCUGUGCAGUUUUCCAUUAGCGCUCCAUAAGCAUUUCGGUGUGAUUUUUGUGGCAGAAAUAAUGAGCUCUGCCGACGAAUUAAAUGAAUCGAUUCAGCAGUACACAGCACAGAUUACCCAGAUUGACCACGCGUUGCAGUUGACGACGGAUAAAAAUGAGCGGCUGGAGUUGGAAAAAUUGAAGCACGAUUUAACCGAACUGCUAAACCUUACGCGAGAAACAUUGGACCAUGCAAACGUCGAUGGGGCGAAACGCUCGGAAACAAAGGACACUCCGGAUCAAAACGGUGGGGACGAUAUUGAAGAUGAGUUUGCACAGUUCAUGAAGGAAAUCAAACAGCUCGACAAGGAGGAAAGUGGUGGGAAAGAAGAGCCAUCCUCCGACGAUUCACCCCCAGCAACGCAGGACGACCUGGAUUUGGACGGUCUAGUCGGCAGCAAAUGUUCGGCGCCGCACGUACACAGCUGGGGCUCGAAGGUUUACCACAAUGCGAUGGUAUGUAGCCUAGACACUGGCGAGCUGGCCAACGCGACGGCAACCGUACUGUUCACAAACCCAACGCACCAGGAAAUGAUACCCUGUUCGUACUUUCUCGAGGGUGAAUGCCGGUUUUCCGAGGACCGCUGUAGGUACUCGCACGGUGAGGUCGUCCGGUUGGACGAACUGCGGGACUACCGUGAGCCCCAGUUUGAGCGAUUGCGUCAAAAGGGUAGCCGGGCGCUGGUCAAACAGCAAUCAUCCCGGCUUUGGUGCAGAGGGACGGUACAAUCGGCGAAUUUUGAGGCGAAAACUUGCAAGGUCCAGCUGGAAGAGGGCAAACAGCGGGAACAGCAAGAGGUACCGUUCGAGGAUCUAUUUCCGCUAGACGACCAAGGCGACCGUUCGGAUGUAGACAAAAGUUCCGAGGAGGACGAUUCGAGCGACGAAGAACUUGAUGAGGAAGCAAUAAGAAAAGCACAACUGGUGGAAAAAAGCCUUUUCCAGCCGGCCCCCGAUCGGCGGUUGGGCGAGUGGGAAGAAUACACACGGGGUAUUGGUUCUAAAAUUAUGCAAAAAAUGGGCUACGUUGUGGGCACUGGCCUGGGGAAGGAGGGCGAAGGACGGGUAGUACCAGUCAGCGCUCAGGUCCUUCCGCAGGGACGCUCGCUCGAUUAUUGCAUGGAACUGCGCGAGCAAGCGAACGGCGACAAGGAUCUGUUUAGCGUGGAGAAAAAGCUGAUCCAGCUAAGGAAACAGCAGGAGCGCAAGGAUGCGCGUGAUUACGCCCGACGCUCAGCGGCAGCCAGCGGACGGAAGGAUGUGUUUAGUUUUAUCAACGAACAGGUUUUUAACGGUGGCGAGAGCUCCAGCUCCCGACAAAGCCAACCCCAAGGGAAGUCCAGCCUUGGGGGUGAUUUGAAGCAGCAUUCAUCGAAAAAUCUUAACAUCGCCAGUUUGAAGCUAUCGGAAGAGAUUCGUCGGGCGGAGGCGGAGGUGGAACGGCUCAAAAUUGCCCUGACACGCCACAAAGCUGGAACUCCCGCAUCGGAUAACUUGCUGAAGCAGAUCGAAGCGAAACGGGCGGAAAUUUCGCGCCUCCAGGCCACGGACUACAACAUUUCGGUGGAGCAGCGCCUGCGGAAUGACAAACGGAAAAUGACAGUAUUUUAAGAUCGCUGAUUACCACAAACGGAAAUAUUUAUUACGGCAUUAAACGAAUCGAUAAUGGAGGAUUAAAUUCGUUCAACGACA